GCGUCAGAACACGGCGGACCGUCGUGGAGGUUACAUCGCCGGUACUGUUGUUGCAUUUAUUUUCGUAAUGUUGGAAGGUGUCAAGCAUAUUUUUUUAGUGCUGUCCGGUAAAGGUGGUGUUGGAAAAUCAACGGUCAGCACUCAGUUGGCCCUGGCACUCAAGGAAUCAGGAUUUCGAGUGGGUUUGUUGGACGUCGAUCUUUGCGGACCAAGUGUGCCUUACCUGUUGAAUUUGGAAGGCAAGGAUGUCCACCAAUCGUCUGACGGGUGGGUGCCAGUGUAUGCGGACAAAGAGCAGAAAUUGGCAGUGAUGUCAAUAGGUUUCUUGCUAAAAAAUCAGGAUGACAGUGUUGUCUGGAGAGGCCCCAAAAAAACUGGCAUGAUCAAGCAAUUUUUAACUGAUGUUGUCUGGCAAGACAUUGAUUAUUUAAUCAUUGAUACACCACCAGGAACCUCGGAUGAGCACAUCACAGUGAUGGAAAAUUUAAGGAACGCGAAAUGUGAUGGAGCUCUCAUUGUAACCACUCCACAAGCAGUCGCUGUAGACGACGUUCUACGAGAAGUAACAUUCUGUAGAAAAACAGGCAUUCACAUAUUUGGCAUUAUCGAAAACAUGAGUGGCUUCGUGUGUCCCUCGUGUUCGGAAUGCACGAAUGUAUUUUCCGCUGGCGGAGGUAUCGCUCUGUCGAGAAUGGUAAACGUACCAUUUCUCGCCAAAGUACCCAUAGACCCACAAGUAGGUAAACUGGCAGAGACUGGCCAAAGUGUUUUGGUAACUUUACCGGAUAGCCAGGUGGCCCAAGUAUUCCGGAAACUAGUCGAACAACUUACCAAAAGCAAGGAAGCAUAAGAGUGAAACCAUGGAUUCCAACCAUACAAUACCGUUUUGAAAUAUAGUACUUGCUUGUGAUGUUAAGGGGUCUUCUCGAAAGGGUUGAAAAAGAAUUUCUCUUAAAUAUAUAUAUGUAUAUAUUCUAAAAACAAUAUAAUUCGGAGAAAUUGCGCCAAAAAGAAGUUCCAAAAGUUGCAUUUUUAAUGUUGAAGGAGGAAGAUCUCUUAAACUAAUCUUUAGCCUUUUGCGAGUCAUUUUCAUUGUUUUAUUAUAAGUCAUACAAGUCGAUUUGAAGAUAAAAAUAUAUUUUCCUUGUGGAAAAGAGGAAAGAAUAUAUAUACAUUAUAUAAUUAUAUAAAAUGGAAUCUUAAGUAUAAGUAUGUACAAAUAAUUGGGAAUCGCAAAAGGUCAAUCUAAAUGGCGUCCUAAAUUAUGGAUAUAUAAGUACAAAUACAACGAGUAGUUUUACACGAUCGCAUUUACAUGAGGUACAUGUUACUAGUUUCUUCUUUGCACUUGUGAAAAAUACAGCAAAAAAGUGUAUUCGUGUGCGUGGUCAACGAUAGCAAAAUAGAUAACUUUACAUAAUAUUUUGAAUACCAUAAAAAUAUGGUGAACCUGUUUGAUGCAAUAGUCAAACUAUAUAUUUCCAUACAAAAAUAUGUUUCAUUUCUUACAUUUACUAUACAUUAUAUAUUGAAUCAGCGUUAGCAAUAACGCGUAGGAACAUUUUUCUUUUUUUGUAUAAAAAUGUGAAUAUAAAUCGACGUAUCGUUGUAUUAUGAACAUACAUCGAAACUUUCAAUAUAUAUUUUCCUGCUAUUUUUGUAUGAAUCUAGGUAAUAGGUGAAUUGGAAAAUACUUUUUAUUCCAAUCGCUUUUUGUAAGCAGUCCAAAGUUCCUUCUUAUAUUCCAACGCGGCAGCUAACUUGUCUUUUGCCUCGGUGAUACCUCUACCAACAACAGCUAAAUCUGCUCCAGAUUUUACAACAGAUUCUGGAGUAUUGUACUGUUGACCGAAAUUGUCGGAACUUUGGCCGAGCUUCACUCCAGGGGUCAGCUGAACGAGACCUGGAUUCGUGAAUAUAUUCGACUGACAAACGAUGCCAGCGACUAUGUUCGAAUUUUGUGCGAUCGAUACUGCGUGCCGAACGUACUCGUCAUUUGUUAACGCGCCAUUAGAAGACAUCUGCGCCAAUAUAAAAAUACCACGCGGUUCGUUAACAUUU
This is a messenger RNA of Megalopta genalis, 2061 nucleotides long. It is a transcript of the gene Nubp2, whose product is annotated as NUBP iron-sulfur cluster assembly factor 2. Gene Ontology annotation, cellular component: cytosol. Gene Ontology annotation, biological process: iron-sulfur cluster assembly. The record is from RefSeq and is a predicted model, not a curated record. NCBI's taxonomy places the organism in Eukaryota, Metazoa, Arthropoda, Insecta, Hymenoptera, Halictidae. Gene Ontology annotation, molecular function: ATP binding; ATP-dependent FeS chaperone activity; 4 iron, 4 sulfur cluster binding.